AUGGCGGAAGAUGUUGAUGAUCUCGUACUAUUGUUUAUGGGUGAUACUCAGUACCACUUUCCGUGCACUUCUUCAAACAAAGAGUGCAAAGCUCAUAGUGCCGAGUUCAGAAAGGAAAAUGACCUUAAUAUGGUAAGAUAGCAGAGAAUCUUUAGGAUUCCGUAACGCUGUUUAGGUUUAGGCACACAAUUUUAAGCUUAUAUUGUGUUUUAGGCUUAGGCACACAUUUUAGGCUUAUGUACACAACUUUACGCUUAUUUUAUCUGUUUUAGGCUUACGUAACGGCUUUUAGGCUUACGUAACGGCUUUUAGGCUUACGUAAUGUUUUUUACACCAUUUUAGGCUUAUGGUAUUUUGCUUUAGGCUUACUUAACUCCUUUAAAACUUAGGUACGCAAUUUUAGGCUUAUAUCUAUCAUCUGCUUUAGGAUUACGUAACGUCUUUCAGGCUUAGUUACACCAGUUUAGGCUUAUAUUAUCUGCUUUAGGCUUACGUAACGCGUUUUAGGCUUAGGUACGCAAUUUUAAGCUUACGUAACGGCUUUCAGGCUUAAGCACACAAUUGUAGACUUACGUAACGCCUUUUAGGCUUAGGUACGCAAUUUUAGGCUUAAGUAACGCCUUUUAGGCUUAGGUACACAGUUUUAGGCUUACGUAACGCCUUUUAGGCUUAGGUACACAGUUUUAGGCUUACGUAACGCCUUUUAGGCUUAGGUACGUAAUUUUAGGCUUAUAUUGGCUGCGAUAGUCUUACGUAACACUUCUUUGGUUUAGGUAUGCAAUUUUAGGCUUAUAUAAUGCGUUUUAGGCUUAGUUAUGCAAGUUUAGGCUUAUAUUGACUACCUCAGGCUUAGGUAAGAAAUUUUAGACAAUUUUUUCAGGCUUACGUAACGCACGUUAGGCUUAUUUACACAAUUCUAGGCUUAAAGUGGGCUCAAAUAGUGUAACCACAAAAACUUUCUUUACAACUUCAUUUUCAGAACUGCCUCCGUAAAAGCGCGAAUGGCUUAGCCGCGAUCCAAGUCCAGACCGUCCAAGACGAAUGUGCCAUAAUGGAAAGCCGAUUUGCCAACGAAGUUCAAAGAAAGGCCUUAUUUGAUCUGAAUCGACGAUUAUCCCCGAAACCCUCAGGCCUUAUACUCAACGGUGAUCUCACUAACUUUGGCCAUUCUCAUCAGCUGAACUUGUUCAAGACUGAAUGGCUGACUAUGCCAUUUCCUAUCUAUGCUGGCCUUGGUAAUCAUGAUUAUCAGAAUAAUGUUGAUGAUUGUGUCGCUAAUCAGUGCGUUAACAACAUGUUGUCAUGGUAUGUUACGUACUCUAUUAGGCGCCGACAUAAAGAACCCGCCAUACUUUGCCUGUAAUUUCCUGUAAAAAAUAGUGGGUUCUUUAUGUCGGCACCUAAUAUUUCACUCUACCCUAUUUCUACCACACCCUACCUCACCCUAUUUCAGCGUCCUGAUCCAUGUAAUACCCUACCUCAUAAAAAUCCAUUAAAAUUCAGGUUCGCCAAUGAAUACGCCCCAAUAAUGAACUUAACCAUCGACCUCGAGCGCAGUAACAUGUUAUGGAAGACAAUAUACGACGGAAGUUUCGCUUAUUCCAAGGACUUAUGCUCCCAAAACAAAGCUUCAUGUGUACAUUCGAUUCAACUCCACAAUCGACCAGAUUAUGCGACCAGUGCUGGGAGUUUGGAUUUGUGGAAGGUUCGAGCGUCUCUACAAUGGCUACGACACGAUCUGGAUCGAAUUCAAAACAAAACAUGGCCUGUGCUUAUCAAUUUGCAUAAUCAUGAACUUACUGACACUAAGGAUCGACUAAAAGUGGAAUUGGAAGCAUGGUAAGGAGGUUUUAGGGACGUAGAGGUGUGAUUUCUAAAAGUUAUGGGUAAUAUUAUGAUAAGUGGAGUAAUAUAAUUGAGCAUAACUUUUUUUCGGUUGAUGGUAAAAACAUAAAACUUUGUAAUAACAAACAAAACUUGAUACCUUUCUACCUCCUAUAAACUCAUAAAGACAUCUUAGAAAAUGCUAAAGAUAUAGCUUAGUUUCUCAACAUCUCUUUAUAUUACACUAGAUUCCAAGGCAAAAAUCGCCAUAACGUUUCGAUGAAAGAUCGACAAUACCCGUAUUUUACAAAAAAAAAUCGCAAAGAUCUCCUUUUUCAUAAAUCUAGUUAUCAGUAACUUUAGGCUUAACAACAAAGACAAUGAAGACAUAAUCCGGCGAGCAUUCGUUCUCUUCGCCCAUGUGCACGACAACCAUUCCUUAUCAGUACGAUGCAUUGGCGGCGUUACUGUGCCUUUUCUUUAUGUUGGGAGUGUCCCUAAAAACAGGUAUGUUAAUUUUUUUUUAAUUUUUGAGCUAUUAAAAAUUUAUUAUAAAAUUUAUAUUACACUUGAUGGAUAACAUUGAAAGUCUAGGUAUAUAUCAAAUUUUUUAUGGAUAAUUCGAAAAUUUUAGGUAUACAUUAAUAAAAUUCAAGCCUAUGAGUGCAGAAAUUUACUUUAUGAAGGCGAAUCCAGAUGGAACGAAUACAAUAACCGCCAUCCGAGAAUUCGAAUGGAAACCUUGUUAA
Molecule: messenger RNA, 2573 nt
Organism: Bursaphelenchus okinawaensis
Lineage: Eukaryota; Metazoa; Nematoda; Chromadorea; Rhabditida; Aphelenchoididae
Source: the annotation of a GenBank genome assembly